Messenger RNA from Astrephomene gubernaculifera, 2385 nucleotides. The record is from the annotation of a GenBank genome assembly. Lineage: Eukaryota; Viridiplantae; Chlorophyta; Chlorophyceae; Chlamydomonadales; Astrephomenaceae.
CUUUUCUUCUGCAUUAACAUAAAUACCUCGCACCUACUCAUUAUACGACGAAGGAAACAAUAAAGAGAUUUUGCUGUUCAGCAAGUCAGUGCUUACUACAAGCGUAGCGUAGCGGCGGCACAGGCCGCCUCAGGGCGGCCAGAAUGGGCAAGAAACUAAAGAAGGGAAAGGCGGGUAAUGCGGCUCAAUACAUUACACGGACGCAAGCCGUCCGUAAGCUGCAGCUUCGGCUGUCAGAGUUCAGGCGACUCUGUAUCCUGAAGGGCGUCCACCCUAGGGAGCCCAAGAAAAAGCCUAAGGGCGCAAACAAGACAUACUACCAUGUAAAGGACAUCAACUGGCUGGCCCAUGAGCCACUGCUAAACACCUUCAGGAACCUGAAGACCUACGAUAAGAAGGUGCGGAAGGCGCGUGCCAAGCAGAAUGCGGACCUCGCCAAGCGGCUUAUGCAGCUGAAGCCUACAUACCGGCUCGAUCACCUGGUCAAGGAAAGGUACCCCUCCUUUGUGGACGCCCUUCGCGACCUGGAUGACGCACUCACCAUGGUGCACCUCUUUGCCACCCUGCCCGCGGAGAGCAAGUACGACAUCCCCACCAAGGCGGUCCACACGGCUCGCCGGCUGGCGCUGGAGUGGCAGGCGUACAUUGUCCGCAGCGGCGCGUUGCGGCGCGUGUUUGUGAGCGUCAAGGGCUACUACUUCCAGGCAGAGGUGCUGGGGCAGAGCGUCACCUGGCUCACACCGCACGCACUGUCGCAGGUUCUGCCGCCGGAUGUGGACUACAAGGUGAUGCUGACCUUCCUGGAGUUUUACAACACGCUGCUGCAGUUCGUCAACUUCAAGCUGUACCACAUGCUGGGGCUGCGCUACCCCCCGCUGCUGGACCCCCGGCUGGAGCAAGCGGCAGCUGAGCUGGCAGCCAUCAUGAAGGACAUUGCCGGCGUGCGCGACGUGGCGGAGGGAGACCGGAGGGCGCAGGACGCCGCUGCCAACGGCGGCAGCGCUGACGGCACCGACGCUGCUGCUGCGGAUGACCCCGAGAUGCGCGCCCGCAUUGAGAGCCUGCAGUCGCGGCUGCGGGAGAUUGUGGGUGCGGCCGGCGAGGGGGCUGAUGCUGCCGCUGAGGGCACGGCGAUGGUGGAGGGUGAGGACAAGGAGUCGGAGGAGCCGGACAGCGAGGCGGGUGACGAGGAGGACGAUGACGUUCCCAUUCUUGACUCUGGUGACGACGACGAGGACGAGGACGACGAUGAUGACGAGGACGAGGAGGAGGGGUUACCGCAGCAGCAGCGGCCUACGCCAGCUGCGUUGGACGCGGCUGCUCGCAGCGGCGGCAGGACGAGCACCUCGGCUGCAGCGCUGCUGGGCGAUGAUGACGACGAGGACCAUGACGAUGACGACGUCGACCAGGCUGGCCGCGUCGUUGCCGCCGGCGCAGACCAGGACGCUGGCUCACGUGCUGCUGGCGGCGCGCUGGGCCCCGGCAUCGACCCCUCGGACGAGUCCUGCGUGUGUCGCCACCUCUUCCGCGGCAUGGUGUUUUUCCUUGGCCGGGAGGUGCCCCGGGAGCCGCUGAUGCUGGUGGUGCGCGCCUUUGGGGGCGUGGCGGCGUGGGACGGAGAGGGCUCGCCAUACGAUGAGGCCAACGAGGCCAUCACGCACCAGGUUGUUGACCGGCCACGUCAGGGCCACCGCUUCCUCUCCCGGGAGUACGUGCAGCCGCAGUGGGUCUUUGACAGCGCCAACUUCCGGGUGCUCAUGUCGGCGGACCUGUACGCGCCGGGGCAGGUUCCGCCGCCGCACCUGUCGCCCUUUGUGGGGGAAGCGGACGAGGACGGGUACACGCCGGACUUUGCCAAGACCAUUCGGCGGUUACAGGACGCCGCGCACGCAGCUCGCCUCCGCGCCGCCGGUCUCACGCUCAAGGGAGCCGACGGCAGCGAGUUUGUGGGCGAGGGCGCCACCGGAGCCGACGGCGACGCCCCCGCCACUGCCGCUGAAGACCUGGAGGCCGCUGAGCGCGUCUACGCUGCCGAGCUCGCAAAGGAGGUACGGCAGUCGCGCAAGCGGCCUGCUUCCGAGGUGGCGGCUGGUAGCGAGGAUCCUGAGGAGGAGGAGCCGCAGCAGCAAGAAGGGGACGUGGACGCGGGCAGCGAGGAGGCGGCGGGCGAGGAGGCGGAUGAGUCGUCGGGCGAGGAGGAGGAAGAAGCGGAGCCGCCGCGAAAGAAGCAGGCGGCUGCGUCUGGCGUCAAGACCCGUGCGGCUGCAGCGGAGGACGAGGAGGCGGCCAUGGCUGACAUCAUGAUGACUCGCAAGACGCGCAAGAUGUACAACAACAUGAAGGCCAAGGAGGCGGCCCAGCGGGAGCGUGCGGAGGAGCUGGAGG